AUGUGCCUGCCACCGGAAGAACCUUCGAAGGCGUUGGUGGCUUCAAGCCUCUUUUGGGCCGAUUUCGAACUCUUUUUCGAACUCGCUAACGGCGCUCCCGUGCAGACUGAUCAACACCAUCAUUAUUCAACUCCCACUCACCGCCAUGUUGAAGGCCAGCUAGGAAGUGCCUGUGAAGCUACCAGUCCGGACGCUGCUAGUGGCUCUGUGGGGCGAAAUUCAUCUGCAAAACGCAAACUGUUCAACGCAAAUAAUGACCAGAGUCCCGGAUAUGACUACGACUACGAUCGUGAUGAUCCCCCAAAGGACUCACUGCUUGCUGCACUGCGUGCUGCCGAAAACAAUGAUGGCGCCAACCCCCUUGAAUUAUUUUCACCCCAGUAUGGGAACGACAUAUCCAAAUCGUUGCCAAAGCGCAUGCGCUCGAAUGAGUGGUUCUUGAAGAGGAGAGAGCUCAACGUUAGCCCUAGCCAGACUCAUGGUGGCGGGAAGAAGGAGUCGGCAAAUUCUCGCCUGCGCUCGAGAAGGAGGCCGUCUUACGUCAAGUCGCACAAUGUUUAUCGUUCCGUUUCUGCUUCUGCUCCUGCCGUCGCCGCCGCUAACGCCGCUAACGCAGAGGUGGGACGCAAAUCCAGAUUCCUUGAAGGAAGCAUGAAUGAUCGUGUUAGUCAAAAGCCGCCUAGUAUUUAUAUCGGAGAGGAUAUAGACGAGGCUGUUGAUCGAUAUAUGACUGGCGACGAUGAAGAUGGUGCUUCGGGAAGCGUUAGUUCACCCGGGAAGCCUCCAGGAUAUGGCCAUUCGUACACUUCAUCAACUGCAACCUCAAUGAGCUCUGCUCCCACGGAUGCUCCAAGCGCGAAGCAAUCUGGGCUGUCCAGGUUUGGACAAGUUAUAGCGUCUGCCUUUAACCCCUUUGGCGUGUGGAACAAUGUCUCUGAAAUAUGGAAUGGAUCCCAGGAUGGGACGAAGACGUCGACUACAUCGGCGUCGACGGGUGCAACAGCGCAUAAGGAUAUCCUUGCAGAGCGCCAGGCGCAAGCUGAAAAAGCUUAUGCAGAACUUAAGGCCGCCGGGUAUCAGGGCACAGUGAAGAGCAUUUCUGCAAGCUACAGAGCACAUCCCACCUCGGAAAAGAACAGCGUUAAAAAAAAAUCAAAACAUCCCUAUCUUGCCGGAGGGACGCCUCAGCAGCAGCGUAAGCCCAUUCGUUCCAUCUCUUCUACCUUCAGCAAGGAUAACCUCCUCAGCCCAUCAAAAUCCGCGUUUCGCGCAUCGUUCCUGGAUUUGCGGAAAGCGGCUUCAAAUAUAAGUCUUCCGUUGACCCCGAAGCGGACAGAUGCUGCCGGUGAGGAUAAUAACCACAAUAAUGAUGACAACGAGGAUGGGAAUUCCAGGGCUCUUCGAGAAAAGGUUUCUCGUAGGCAUCUGGAGAAGCAGCGUAAGUUGAGGAAGAAGGUUAGUAAUUUGGAGAGCCAGCUGGAGCGGGCGAAGAGGCAGUUGCGUCUGGCAUCUGGGGAAUGGGAUAUUGACCACGAGAGCACGACUGAAAAUACAAGUACAAGCGCGAACGGCAGUGCGAAUAUGAAUGAAACCGAGAAAGUUGACGAGAUAGAUUCCGUGCCACCCGUGCCUCCUCCUCAUCGUGAAGGGGUUAAGGUGGGACGGAGGAAGAAAUUUGUCCCGGGCGCACUGCCGUCACUACCGUCCGAGAGGAUUUUGCUCGGUCAAGGCGUGGAGAAGCCUCCGAAUAAGGCGGUGUUUGCGGGUGCAACUCCAAAUGGCCCUCGACCUCUAAAUGCAGAGGAUGCCAGUACUCCGUCCCAUAAACUUAGGAAAACAAGGCGUGAGAAGAACCUAGCGCCCGCGACGAGCUCUCGGCACGCAAGCAUGUCGACCGGGGCACUAGACAUUCAUCGGGAGGAACAUCGUAAUAACGACGCAGUUCCAUAUCCAGAAGAUCACGCACGCUCCCCGCCCUUUAAUUCCUCAUCGGUUUCGAAACGGAACCAACCAGGCCGAAAACAAGGUCUUAGUGACGACAACCAGCCUCCCUCCAACGCACAACUCGUCCCCAAACCCAACCACCCACCCCGCCGUCGCCGGUCCCCGACGACUUUUCCAAACCAAAACCACAUCCGCGACCAUACUUCCGAUAUACCCACAAACAGCACAACUAGCAGCAGCAUAAAGUGCCCCCAACCACGUCGCAGCGGCAGCGGAGCUGCCAUGCGAAAUGACCACCAGGAUGACGACGGUGAUGAUGACAUCCCGCCCGUCCCACCGCUACCAGCCAAUUUCAUCGCUAUGGCUGGGGCCAGUGUACGGAGCCGGGGGCAGCUGGAGGUACAACAAGAGGAGCAGGUGUGCGUGCAGAACCAGCAGCAGCAGAAGAAACAGCAACAGAAACCGCAGGAGUUUGACUGGCCGGAGGACUUUUUGUGA
Messenger RNA from Histoplasma mississippiense, 2442 nucleotides. RefSeq lists its product with no specific name. The transcript has 2 exons. NCBI's taxonomy places the organism in Eukaryota, Fungi, Ascomycota, Eurotiomycetes, Onygenales, Ajellomycetaceae. The record is from RefSeq and is a predicted model, not a curated record. Bases 1 to 2442 code for a protein of 813 amino acids.